This is a messenger RNA of Ascochyta rabiei, 1320 nucleotides long. Its product is annotated as Non-specific serine/threonine protein kinase. Lineage: Eukaryota; Fungi; Ascomycota; Dothideomycetes; Pleosporales; Didymellaceae. Gene Ontology annotation, biological process: regulation of mRNA processing; protein phosphorylation; spliceosomal complex assembly. The record is from RefSeq and is a predicted model, not a curated record. Gene Ontology annotation, molecular function: ATP binding; protein kinase activity. The transcript has 4 exons. The coding region runs from base 1 to 1320 and encodes 439 amino acids.
AUGAAUUUUACUAGAAUAAGCGCUUGCCCUCGCAGCAUAGCAGCUCGGAAAGCGCUGGCAUUCAGACCGUUUUUGUGGGCGCCUGCGCCUUUACGUCCACUUUCUUCUACGUCAAUUCAACCCUUCCAGCCUGGUCUGCCGAUGGACUGGUCCACACAUAGUUGUGACAUUGACGCCGAACCUUUGCAUCGUUACCACAGGGGUGGCUAUCAUCCUGUCCAUCUGGGAGACUGCUUAAAUAAUGGCCGGUACAAGAUUCUACACAAAUUGGGCUGGGGUGGAUACUCGACUGUCUGGGCUGCGCGUGAUACAAGGGAAAAAACUUUUGUUGCAAUCAAAAUAUCAGUAUCCGAGCCUAAUCACCAGAGUCAAGAGAUUACCGUCUUGCGUGCCAUAGCGGCGGCACAUUCGAACCAACCUGGCUACCACUAUCUUAUGACCAUGCAAGAUCACUUCCAGAUCAAUGGUCCAAAUGGAACCCACAACUGCCUUGUGUUGGAACUGUUGGGACCAAAUGUGGCCGAUUUCCUUGACGCUCAUCCGGGCAUAGACAGGCUUCCUGGAACGCUCGCGAAAGCUAUUGCAAAACAGACCUUGCUUGGUUUGUGCUUCCUUCAUGAUCAGAAGAUUGCGCAUGCAGAUCUGCAUACCCGCAACCUAGCCUUCACAAUUCCUUCGUUACAUAUUUUGCGAGAGGAAGAUCUCCUUCAGAAACUGGGGAAACCCGAAACAGGACAUGUUCAAAGAACCGAUCGCCAAUCACUUGAGCCUAGUGUACCCCAAUACCUUGUCAAACCCACUUCCUAUCCAAUAGAUGCUGAAUCUUCAUUUAAAUCGAUCAAGAUCAUUGAUUUCGGCCAAUCUUUCUUGAACCAUGACAGCCCUAGCGCCCUUCACACUCCACUUCCUUUUCGCGCCCCUGAGAUUAUCUUCAGAGACAAAUUGGAUCAUCGCGUUGAUCUCUGGAGUAUGGGCUGUAUAUUGUUUGAGCUUAUUGUCGGACAACCGCUGUUUGACAGCUUCAUGACAACGCCUGCAAUUCUUGUCCGUCAAAUGCUUGAGACAAGUAGCGACACUUUGCCAAACCGUUGGCAAAAGGACUGGCAUGCUAUGAAUGGAACAUUGUUCAGCGACAGUCCCGCUAAUACCCUCCAAAGUUGGCUGGAGGAAAUGUACUAUGAUGGAGAGAGGACUGAGGAUAUGAGCCGAGAGGACAUUGUACGGGUUAGCGUGCUGAUCGGAAGUAUGCUACGGUUGGAGCCUUCCGCCAGGGCAUCACCGAAGACCGUUCUUCAGGACGCUUGGUUCCAGAGAGACUGA